Messenger RNA from Acanthoscelides obtectus, 189 nucleotides. Lineage: Eukaryota; Metazoa; Arthropoda; Insecta; Coleoptera; Chrysomelidae. The record is from the annotation of a GenBank genome assembly.
AUGCUGCGAAAAUCACUAAUCGAAGAACAUUUGAAGCAACGGCUACAAGUAAAAGAACUUUCCUCGGAGUUGCGUAACACUAUCAGUAAAAUACUGGGCGAGCAGCAUAACAAUAGUGACAGACAUGAUGCAGCAGGGCGAGCGAGGCUAUAUGAGAGAUGGAGCUAUUGCCCCAGAAAAAAAGGAUAG